GACGGAUGGUGGGGAUGGUGGAGGUCAUCGUGAUGGGUUGGAGAAGGGUAUGGGAGUGCGGGGGGGGAAGAGGGGUGACGUGGAUGGGUGAGGAAUGAGGCGGUGUGCUGGAUGCGCCGGAUGAGGAAGGAGGUGGGGGGAACGAAACGAUGGUGGAGGUUGAAGGGCUGGUGGAUGUGGUGGUAGAGGUGGUAGGAGUGGAGGAGGUCGGCGGAGGGGUGUUGCUGGAGGCGGCUGUGGAGGAGGGAGUGGUUUGCGCUGUGGAGGAGGGAGGUGCGGCCGUGGUGACGACCGUGAUGGAGGGGUUGUUCCUUUCGAGUGUGGUGACGCAGUCGGAUAUGGAUGACACAGUGGCCUUCAUGUCGUUGAGAGAGGCGGUGACGGAGGUUUGGAGGGUGUUGAGAGUGUGGAGGAUGGCGGAAAGGUGGAUGUGGAGGAUGCCGCAGCAGCGAUGGCUGAGGCGACGGCUGCGGAUGAGGUGGAGGCAGGCGCGACGGCAGCGGCGCCUGCGCGUUGGGAGGUCUUGGAUUGGCGUGGUGGCAUGUGGAGAUUUGGGAAUGGCAAAGAAGAUGAGGAGGAGGAGAAAGAGGAGUCCGAGCGGAGGAGGAGGAGGAGGAGGAGGAGGAGGAGGAAGAGGAGGUGGAGGAGGAGUAAGAGGAGGAGGAGGAAGGCGGAAAAAAAAGGUGCGCGCUGACGUGGCAGCCGCGGCCAAUAUCAAUGUCAAGCAGGAGGAGGAGGAAGAAGAUGAGGAGGACGAGAAAGGGGAGGAAGAGGAGGUGGAGGAAGAAGAAGAUGAGGAGGAGAAAGCGGAGAAAGAGAAGGAAGAGGAGGAAGAGGAGGAGGGGGAGGAGGAGGAGGAGGAGGAGGAGGAGGAGGAAGAGGAGGGGUGUUACGGACUCAGCCAGGGCUCGAUCCCUGGUCCGCGGGUAGUAAGGUGCCUAGAGGACGAAUCUAUAGGAUCUCCUGUGGAGUUAGAUGAGCCCCGCCGCCAGCUCAAGGAGCUCACAGACAAGGGAUGGAUUCGGUCUAGUACCUCCCCUUACGAAGCUUCAGUCCUAUUCGUACCAAAGAAGGGAGGUACCUUGAGGAUGUGCAUUGACUAUAGGGGCCUCAAUGCCAUCACCGUUAAGAACGCGGAGCCCCUACCCCGCAUCAACGACCUCUUGGAUAGAGUGCAGGGAUGCCGAUACGUCACCAAGAUAGAUUUGAAGUUCGGAUACCAUCAAAUUGCCAUGAGACCUGAGGACCAGCACAAAACCGCAUUUCAGACCAGGUAUGGUCUGUACGAGUUUGUGGUGAUGCCCUUUGACCUACGCAAUGCACCUGGUACGUUCCAACACGCGAUGAACAUGAUUUUUCAUGAUUACUUAGACAAGUUUAUCGUCGUGUACCUCGACGAUAUUCUUAUCUUUAGUAGGACUUUAGAGGAGCACGCUGAGCACUUGAAAAUAGUGCUAGGUCUCCUAAGACAGCACCAGUACAAGGUUAACUUGGAAAAAUGGGAUGGUCGCACCAAGAUCUUGUACUUGGGUCAUGAACUCUCAGCAGAUGGACUGAGGCCGGAUGAUGCCAAGGUGGCCAGCAUACGUGACUAGCCCAGACCUCAGACUGUUACUCAGGUCAGAUCGCUUUUGGGGACGACAGGCUAUGAUCGUACGUUUGUGAAGAACUAUAGUACUAUAGCUUCCCCACUAACAAAUCUAACUCGACUUG
Messenger RNA from Chara braunii, 1713 nucleotides. The record is from the annotation of a GenBank genome assembly. NCBI's taxonomy places the organism in Eukaryota, Viridiplantae, Streptophyta, Charophyceae, Charales, Characeae.